Messenger RNA from Caenorhabditis remanei, 1968 nucleotides. RefSeq lists its product as uncharacterized. NCBI's taxonomy places the organism in Eukaryota, Metazoa, Nematoda, Chromadorea, Rhabditida, Rhabditidae. Gene Ontology annotation, biological process: intraciliary transport. Gene Ontology annotation, cellular component: axonemal microtubule; intraciliary transport particle B. The transcript has 13 exons. Bases 1 to 1968 code for a protein of 655 amino acids. The record is from RefSeq and is a predicted model, not a curated record. Gene Ontology annotation, molecular function: intraciliary transport particle B binding; protein binding.
AUGAAUGCGAUGCUGAAUAUCAAGGAAGGAGAGUUCACGAGCACUAUCUAUGGAUAUAUUCAUGAGCAGAAAUUCAACGAGGUAAUACGAAUUCUACAAUAUCAACACGAGAGAAAUCCGAAGAACUUGGCGGCUUUGUCUCUCCUCGCCUACUGUUACUAUUACACUCAGGAUUUCAUGAAUGCGGCGGAUUGCUAUUCACAGUUGUCGUACAACUAUCCGAAUCACUCACAGUACAAGUUGUACCACGCACAAGCGUUGUAUAACGCGUUUCGCCCGGCGGAUGCGUUGGCCGUGAUUUCGAUGAUCCAAGACGAGACCCUUCUCAACGAGAGUGUCAAACUGGAAGCCGCCAUCAAAUACCAAGAAGACGACCUAGUGAACUGUAGGAUUCUUGUGGAGCAACUACCGGCCGAUGAUGCGGCGGUGUUGAUUAACACCGCCUGUAUCGACUAUAAAGAGGGCAACUACGAGGAGGCGCUGAAGAAGUUCAAUGAGGCGACCGAGUUUUCAGGUUAUCAGUCCGGUCUAGCAUACUCCAUCGCCCUCUGCCACUACCGUCGUCGUGACUAUGAGAGCGCUUUCAACCUGGUGGAUGAGAUUAUUAAUCGAGCGGUUAUCAAUAAUCCGGAAUUCAACAUUGGCCAAGGGCUCGAAGGGCACGACGGCAACUUUAUACAAAACUCGCAGAAACUUCACGAAUCCGCGAUAAUUGAGGCGUUUAAUUUGAAGUUUGCAAUGCAUUAUAGAGUGAAAGAUUUUAAGGCGGCAAAAGAGUGUCUGGAUGAUAUGCCGCCGAGAAAUGAGCAUGAUAACGAUCCGAUUACAUUGCAUAAUAUGGCCAUCUGCAAUGCCAACUCGGACUUUGGCGACAGCUCCGCCAAACUACAAUUCCUACUCGGCAUCAACCCAUUCCCCCAAGAAACUUUCGCGAAUUUACUGUUCCUUUACUGUAAAAACGAUUAUUUCGGGCUGGCGGCGGAUGUGUUGGCAGAGAACCCGAGUCACACGUUUUAUUGUUUGAAUGAGUACCAAUUCAACCUUCUCGAAGCCUUGAUCUACAUGCCAACCAACCCUGAAGAAAGUCUCAAAAAACUUGAAAAACUCGAGAAAGAGUGUCUCGAAAAACUGCGCAAGAUAGCAAUCGAGAUUCAAGUCAAAAAGGAGCAGAAUAAAACAGAAGACGAUAAAUCAUUGGAAAUGAGAAACCUUAUCGCAUCCUAUGAUGACUCCCUCGAACUGUAUCUACCAGUUUUGAUGACCUACGCGAAGCACUAUUGGGAUAAGAGGGAUUAUAAGGUGGUGGAGAAGAUUUUCAGAAACUCCGUUGACUUCUGUCAGAAUCACGAUACCUGGAAACUCAAUGUGGGUCAUACCAUAUUCAUGCAAGAGAAGAAAUAUCACGAAGCGACCGCUUUCUACGAGGCGAUUGUCAAGAAGAAAUAUGAUGAUAUUCUGGAAGUGCCCGCCAUGAUAUUGGCGAAUCUAGUCGUCUGCUAUAUCAUGACCAACCAAACAGACGACGCGGAAGCUAUGCUGAAACGAGUGGAGAAUGAGGAGGAGCAGGCGUUGCUAGUUAGACCCAACGAGAAAUUUUUCCACAAUUCGAUUAUUAGUUUGGUGAUUGGCAGCUUAUAUUGUAGUAAGGGAAACUUUGAGUUUGGCAUCUCCCGAGUGGUAAAAGCCCUCGAUCCACCCGAGAAAAAACUCGGUGUGGACACAUGGUACUACGCUAAGCGAUGCAUCGUCGCCGCGAUCGAGAUGAUGGCGAAGAACUUGUUGGUGAUGCGAGAUUCAGUGGUGAUGGAUGUGAUUCAGUUCCUGUCGAGUUGUGAGGUCCCCGGAAGAAAUAUUUAUACGGUACCGGAUGAUUUAUUCGAACAAGCUGGCGAGUCGAAGGUCAAGUGUAAUGUGACUUAUGAGGCGAGAAUGUUGAAGGCGGCGCUUUUGAUGGUUUUUAAUGAUUGA